AUGGAAUACCUGACUAGAAUGUUGAACCAGCUGAAAGAUGAUAAAAAUUUCAAAUUUCACCCCAAGUGCAAAAAUCUAAAUAUAACACAUUUAGUGUUCGCUGAUGAUCUCCUUCUUUUCUGCAAAGGGGAUCCUUAUUCAGUGAAUAGAAUUUAUCAAUGUGUUGAAUAUUUUGGAGCAUGCUCUGGUUUAGAAGCAAACCCUGCAAAAUGCUCUAUCUAUUACGGUGGAGUUUCUGAUGAAACUAAGCAUGAGAUUAGUAAUUCACUGGGGUUCCCUGAAGGUUCUCUUCCAAUCAGAUACUUAGGCCUUCCUCUCAUAAGGUUGGGAAUCUUCUCGGCAAGACUUUGGAACAUUGCUACUGCCCUCAAAAUACUGUGGAGUAUUCACAUGAAUAAGGAACUUUUGUGGAUUAAAUGGUCCCAUGAAAAUUAUCUGAAAAGUAGUAGCAUUUGGAUGGUUAAAGCUAGAAAGGGAGACUCUUGGAUGUGGAAACAAUUAUUGAGUAUCAGAGAUAAAUGUACUGAUAUGUGCGGAGGGAUUGAUAACCUCAUUCAGCUCCUCAGUUCAUGCUGUAACAAUUCAAAAAUUAAGAUCUCUGACAUUUAUUCCAGGCUGUCACCUAAUACACCUCAAGUGGCAUGGCAUGAUACAGUUUGGGAGGAUUUAAGCUAUCCAAAGCACCAGUUCAUACUAUGGCUGGCAGUCCAGGAUAAGCUUCAAACUCAAGACAGGCUCCUUAGACAUGGAAUUAUUCAGAAUUCAGUAUGUAAGCUUUGUGACUGUUCUAUCUCAGAGAGCAGAAAUCACCUGUUUUUCGAGUGCAAUCUGUCAAAAAAGGUUUGGAAUGGUAUUAUGGAAUGGCUCAACUUCAAAUGGAGAUCUUGUGACUGGCAUACCCUCUUGAACUGGUUCAAUUUCAGGUUGAGGGGUAAGGGUAUGAAACAAAAGAUUAAGAGGAUGGCUUUUGCUGCAACAGUCUAUACUAUUUGGAAUGAAAGAAACUGCAGAAUUUUCAAUCUAGAGAGCAAAGCUCCUGACAUUUUAAUGAAGAACAUCAAGAUAGAUGUCCUCACUAUCAUUUUGAAUUCUCAGUCAUCGAAUUGCAGGGAAUGGGGGUUCUCCAUAUAG
Molecule: messenger RNA, 1131 nt
Organism: Asparagus officinalis (garden asparagus)
Lineage: Eukaryota; Viridiplantae; Streptophyta; Magnoliopsida; Asparagales; Asparagaceae
Exons: 2
Coding region: 1-1131 (376 amino acids)
Source: RefSeq, a predicted model, not a curated record